AUGCCAGACUCAAAGGAUAACCUACGGAUGCUGAAUUAUGAUUACGACGAUAAGAAGCAUCUUCUGUACUGGCCAGAGUCAGCUCGGUUAAAAUCAACAAAACCAGAGACCCGCGGAUCCAUGCAUUAUACAAUGCCUGGUAUCAAAGAAGAGUUUGUUCGUAGCCCGAUUGAUCAUCGAUUUCAAGAUUCAUUCAAUAAAUUCUUUACUUCAUAUGAUCUUGAUCUCAACCAACGUGGUCUGGUUUGGUUUAUCAAGAAAGGAAUAUUGGAAGGAGCUUUGAAUGGUACAUCUGACAUGCUGACAUGGCUUGGACAAGGAAAGGAUAAAUCUGGUAGACCUUCAGAAGUGACGCAGAUUACUAUGGAGUUAUGGACUCUUCGCUUUCAACUUUUGUUGAAUUUGCGCAUGCAUGCACAACUUUUGGCCGAAUUAGCCGCAUUUGAGGAAUUAGACGCGCCCGAUCUGUUCUAUCAGUACAAGACAAGCAACAAGACAGGUAGUUUGGUUCCGUUUGCAAUGCGAAUCAUCCACGCGGAGGCUCUCCGAUUUUCACCGUUUCCGUGGAGUAGCCUGAUAAGAAUUGAAGCACUUCGACUGCAAGUUGAACAGAUUGUCAACAUUUUCCGGAUGCAAAGUGCACCAACAAGUCAUGUUGAAGACUGGGAGAAACGAUUGGAAUGUGCCAAAUUAUUGUAUGUACGAGUACUUCAUGAACUUGGGGAAUAUAAAAUCUCUAUCAAAAUGCUAGACAAAGUGCGUCAAGAAACUAAAAACCAAGAAGAGAAGAUUAUCCUGACUAGAGCUUUGAUGAGGAUGGCAAUGCAAGCUGGAGAUGAGAAGGCAAUGAACUAUUUUGCUGAAAAGGCGAAUAAUAUAUCUUCUGGGACCAAUGAAAUGAUCGUCCAUAAAGCAAUGAGAAGUAUAUUCCUCGGAUCCAACAAUCAUGCUUAUGAGUACAUCUCGAGGGUUCCAAUAACUGAUGAUUCUGCGGUCACGCCUCAAUUUUUAAACACGAAAGCAAUGAUUCAACUGUACAGUGGAAAAGCCGUAGAUGCUGUCAGAACUGUUUGCCUGGUCAAACCGAUUAUCCCUGGUCCAACUACUACAAAUUUGAAGACAAUUGCCGAGUUGUGCUAUUCGACUGCAACAAAAGAUGAGCUCAUGAUAUGA
Caenorhabditis remanei is the source of this 1173-nucleotide messenger RNA. RefSeq lists its product as uncharacterized. The transcript is spliced from 10 exons. Bases 1 to 1173 code for a protein of 390 amino acids. The record is from RefSeq and is a predicted model, not a curated record. Lineage: Eukaryota; Metazoa; Nematoda; Chromadorea; Rhabditida; Rhabditidae. Gene Ontology annotation, cellular component: TRAPP complex; Golgi apparatus.